This is a messenger RNA of Zingiber officinale, 1869 nucleotides long. Its product is annotated as E3 ubiquitin-protein ligase RGLG5-like. The record is from RefSeq and is a predicted model, not a curated record. The transcript has 11 exons. Lineage: Eukaryota; Viridiplantae; Streptophyta; Magnoliopsida; Zingiberales; Zingiberaceae. Bases 444 to 1772 code for a protein of 442 amino acids.
GCGAAGAGGAAGACGCGGAGAUCUGCUCAUGCUCGAGGUGUAAAAACAAAGCCGCCUCACGCUUACUUUCCGAGAAACUUAUGCUGCAGUUACUUGGACGUUUCGCUUCGUUCUCGAUAUCGAGAUCAGUUCAAAGUCCCAUCUUUCACCAACUUUUAAUCGGUAGCGUCAUACAAGAAACAUUUCUGAGUCUGUCGUCAUUAGCAUAGCAUAUUCGAUGCUAAAUCCCUACAGUUAUUGUUCAUCUCCUUCAUUUCGCGUCCGCAUGCAUCUGAACAUUCGUCCUUGCUUAAUUUGUACGACUCAGACAUAGUCAGAGUCAAUAUAUGUUGGUAUAUAUAUAUAAAUCAAGUACAAAGAUCCAUGAACUCCAGAUUUUGAUCUGCAACAGUUGCUGGCUUUUCCUGGAGUUGAAGCCAUCGCUUUGAAUAGUUUGGAGAAGAAUGGGAGCUAAAAGCUCAAUCGAAGGCAGAAGGCGGGAAGCAAGAUCUUCAUCUCCUCCCUACCAUGGGACACGGCACACAGAGCAGCCUUACUCCACAAGUGAUCACGCCCAUGAAUAUUGGAUUUCCCAUCAGAGUCACUACCACCAUCACCGUCAUCCUCCUCCAUAUGAGUUUCAUUCCAUGGCACACCCAUCGCUGUCUCCAACUAACACGACCAGUGUAAAGAAGCCCAAGUUGGAACAUAAGUUCUCGAGGAUAGCCGAUGGCUUUACCUCCUUACAGCAGGUAACAGAGGAGCUGACAAAAUCUGGGCUUGAAUCAUCGAAUCUCAUUGUAGGAAUUGACUUCACAAAAAGCAAUGAGUGGACAGGUAAGAACUCGUUCCAUGGCAGCAGCUUGCACCACGUUGGAACUACUAAAAAUCCUUAUGAACAAGCAAUUUCCAUUAUUGGACGAACCUUGUCAUCAUUUGACGAAGAUAACUUAAUCCCAUGCUUUGGUUUCGGAGAUGCAUCUACCCAUGACCAAGAUGUAUUUAGCUUCUACCCAGGGAACAGACCGUGCCAUGGAUUCGAGGAAGCUUUAGAUCGGUAUCGAGAAAUCGCUCCGUUUGUGCAAUUAUCUGGACCGACAUCUUUUGCACCAAUUAUUGAAAUGGCCAUGACCAUUGUGGAGCAGAGUGGAGGGCAAUACCAUGUUCUAUUGAUAAUUGCUGAUGGUCAGGUAACAAGAAGUGUAAAUCCCCAAGAACAGAAGACGGUUGAUGCUAUUGUCAAAGCUAGCAAGUAUCCCUUGUCCAUUAUUUUAGUUGGAGUUGGAGAUGGACCAUGGGACACGAUGCAUGAAUUUGACGACAACAUACCUGCUAGAUCUUUCGACAAUUUCCAGUUUGUGAAUUUCACUGAAAUUAUGUCCAAGAAUGCACCAGAAAGCCUUAAAGAGGCUGAGUUUGCUCUUGCAGCGCUCAUGGAAAUACCUUUGCAGUACAGAGCAACACUGGAUCUUGGGAUUUUGGGUCAGCAUGCUAGAACAUCACCAAGAAGAGUGGCUCUUCCACCUCCUGCUACUGUUCCCAAUUCAGUACCUCCUUCGCCUGGUUCUAUGCAGAGCUCAUCGUCUUAUUCUAGUCAUAGUACAACUCCUGCUCCAUCAGCACCAGCUGCAAGUACCUCUUCAGACACUCAGGUUUGUCCAGUUUGUCUUUCCAACCUGAAGAACAUGGCAUUUGGCUGUGGCCAUCAGAUAUGUCACGAUUGUGGGUCACUUCUCAGCUCCUGCCCCAUUUGCCGUAGAACAAUUGAGACAAGAAUAAAGCUGUAUUCAUGAUGUGCAUAAAUUCCUGACCAAGUGAUCUUUAAAGGGAACAAACCGCAAAUUUCCUUCAAAGGGAACUGGAAUUUAACUAGAAAUGUAAUGAAAAUAA